Molecule: messenger RNA, 1621 nt
Organism: Epinephelus fuscoguttatus (brown-marbled grouper)
Lineage: Eukaryota; Metazoa; Chordata; Actinopteri; Perciformes; Serranidae
Gene: rhbdd2
Product: rhomboid domain containing 2
Exons: 1
Coding region: 216-1265 (349 amino acids)
Cellular component (GO): membrane
Molecular function (GO): serine-type endopeptidase activity
Source: RefSeq, a predicted model, not a curated record
UGCGACUGAACGAUGGUCAUGUAAGAGAUCAGAAAGUUAAUCGAUAAAUGUAAGUUACACCUUUUGGUUAUCCAUCACGGUCUACAUCAGCUCAAGAUGUUUACAGCAGACAUCGACUCAAUGCAGUUUAGAUGUGACAAGUAACGUUACUUCCGGUUAAGGAUAAACUUUUGCUUUAGCUCAUUUGCAGCGGACAUCCUGAGUUAUUUUUCAAGAUGAUACAAGCUGAGCACUUUAAAAUGAUCUUUCAGGUGUUCAGAGACUCUGUUCCUGUCAUCACGAGCGGGAUUCUAACCGUGGUACUUGGGUCGUGUAUUUUGUUUGGCACCCAAACAUACUUUAACUUCACUGAGGGGGUCCUCAGUGUUGGCGCCCCUGUGUUUCAAAAUGGACACUUGCACAGGCUCUUGGCGUACCCUUUUUACCACAGAACCUUUACUCAGCUUCUCCUGAGCAUUGCAACCCUGGUGUUUCUCUGUGGCAGUUUGGAGAAAGGUGUUGGCACUGUCCGCUUCCUGUUCUUCUUCGUCUUGCUGUCGACCACCACAGGCUUGUUUUACAGCUUCCUGGAUCUCAUGCAGAGUGACAGCAGCCGGAGCCACACAGAGGGGUUGGUUCCUGUGAUUCUAGCAUGUGUGGCUCUAACUACCAUGCACACAAAAAUGACCAAAGGAUUCCUGUGUGGAGUCAGUUUCCCCACCAUGGCUCUCCCUUGGGUGCUUCUCAUGAUCACCACUGCCCUCAUUCCUCACUGUGUGCUCCCCUGUAACGUUGUUGCCGUCCUGGUUGGGUGGAUGUAUGGGAAAGGAUGGCCUCCUUUUCUGAACAUGUCUGAAGCCAGGGCUGGCACUUUGGAGAGGAUGAUACCUUUCAGGUUGCUGAGGAGCAUCAGGGGUGUUAAGUUUGUCCCUGCUUCAACAGAGCAGAGGAGGAAGACCCUUCUUCCACAAAUCAAUCCAACACCUGGCUCCUACCCAGUCCAGGCUUACGCUCCAUUGUCCAGCGUCAGCACUGCCAAUACUGCAGCCAGGAUUUACGAAGGCUGGCCGAAUUCAACCAGUCCUCUGUCCAGUCCAACACCACCUCUCAAUCCUCAUGGACAUAGCUCUGCACAUAGCUUUGGUCUAAGUCAUGGACAUGGUUCAGAGCAGAGUUUUGGCCAAAGCUGCAACCACAGUCAUAAUCAUGGUCAUAGUCAUAGUCAUGGUCACGAUCAUGGUCACGAUCAUGGUCAUGGGCAUGGUCAUAGCCAUGGUCACCUAUAGUUAUGGUUAUUUAUUUGACUGCUUUACUCCAGCCAUACAGGUUAGCCUUUUUCUGCCAAUACUGCAAUAUUUUCCCUGUAAAACACAUGUGGAUGUCUGCAGCAUCUUUUGUAAGUGGAUUGUGUCAUCUACAGUGUCAAAUGCUUAGACAUAUUGUUAAGCUGAGUUUACAGUAGGCUGCUACCGUUUUUGUAGAGUGUUUGUUUGCCUGGCUUUAUAUUUAAAUGACAUUUCUCUGAAUGUUUUAUUGUUAUGGGUGACUUUUGUACAUAAACUUAUAAAUGUACUUAUUUUGUACUAUUUCCCUCAUUUCUACAAAAAAAUAUUGGCAAAACAUAAAAAGUCUCUGGGAAAUA